Messenger RNA from Panicum virgatum (switchgrass), 1470 nucleotides. RefSeq lists its product as uncharacterized. The record is from RefSeq and is a predicted model, not a curated record. The coding region runs from base 187 to 993 and encodes 268 amino acids. The transcript is spliced from 8 exons. Lineage: Eukaryota; Viridiplantae; Streptophyta; Magnoliopsida; Poales; Poaceae.
GGCCCGGCCCAUUUCCACGCGUCUCCACGUCGCCUCCCCGUCUUGCACGCCGCGCCUCGCACGGCCGCCGCCGCCGCAGCCGCAUCGGGAUCUCCCUCCGGCCAACUCCCGCCACAGCCGCCGCCGCUCCCUUCCUCCCCUCCUUCCCUCCAACCCCGCGCGGAGGCCGCUUCUGUUCUCGCGAAGAUGCUGGGGUUCUCGACCGGCCAGCUGCUGGUCAUCCUCGGGGCCUGCUCCGUCAUGAUGAAGCCCAGCGACAUGGUGAAGAUUGCUAGGACGGCCGGGAGGAUGACCGGGAGGGCGGUCGGGCGGCUCAUCGUGGCGCGCCGGCAGCUGGACGAGAUCCUGGGGCAGUCUGCAGCCACCCAGGUUCAUAAGGAGCUUAAAGAUGCGAUGACCCAGCUGGACUCAAUUCGUUAUGAAGUUCAGAACCUGUCUAGAUUAACUCCUGGUCACUUCAACACGAGACAGCAGAACACUGGCAUGGCUGAAGCAGGGAAAUCUGUUGCCUCUGAUGUUUCUGUAGCUAAGCCAGAAGAAUUUCGUCAUGAAAUUCGAAGUAUAAUUCGUGAAGAAAUUGAAAGCUUCUGUAGAACACGACCUGAUUCCACUCAAAACUUCGCAAGCACAACUGAUGUUAGAAAAGUUGAUGUGGCUGAUGACCAUAUGUCACUUAAAUCCAAGGACAUGAAAAUUGCUGGUACAGGAUUGACAAAUCUACACAGCCAAGCAAUGACGUAUGCAAGGCUAUCAGAGGCCCCAGGACUUACGGCGGACUCUUCCUUGAGUGGAAACUAUCAAGAACAACUCCAGGAAAACAAUGGAUUGCUGAAUGUACUGCCAAUAUCUGCUGAAAGUGCUGGAUUACUUCCAAACCGCUCAGGUGGACCAACAAGCUCAGACCUAGUCCUUGAAGCUGUGCUUGAAGCAGAGGUCGCUGAGAAUGCCAAAUUUUUCGUCUCGCACCCACAUGAUCAGUUGCCUAAGGAGUGAUGGUGAUGAUGUGCUUGAAUUGGAAGUUGCAAACAGCACUAAACUCUCUGGCACUUAUGUACUAUGUAACACUUAGGUGGAACACUGAGUUGUUGACCAGUAUAGAUGGUUCAACACUCUAAUGGUAGGUCAAACCACAUGGACCCGCUUCAGAAACAGGGCAAAUAUGACGCCUUGUUGUUCAGCUCAAAGCCUUACCUUGGACGGUGGAAUUAAGUGUAGUUACUGCGCCGAAGUGGAUGAACUGGAAUGUUUUGGCUUCACCUGCAGCUCAUUUCUUCUGUCAUUGUAGAUAUUGUUGCUCAAGUUGACACUGUUUUGCUUUGUGUAGUGGUUCAUUUUUGUUUGAUCACUUCAGCAGCGCCAAAUAGUACACCUGGCGACAUAUGACUACGGGAUGUUAAAUUUAUUGUAAUCUGCACAAAUGGUUAUAGUACAAGUAAUGCUGCUCUUGGUUGGUUGCUUGUUUCAUGAUCA